AUGUUGCUGUGGUUGGGGCGGAUGGCGAGGCGGCGGGCUGGGCGGAGGCUUGGGCGAUGGUAUAGGCGAAGGGAUAGGCAAAGGGAGGGGAGGAGGGCGAGGGGGGGAGAGGCCAAGGGAGAUGCGGAGAGAGAGGAGGGAGGGGCGGUGGACAGGGAGGGGGGCGCGGCGAUGGGACGGGUGAG
Molecule: messenger RNA, 185 nt
Organism: Closterium sp. Yama58-4
Lineage: Eukaryota; Viridiplantae; Streptophyta; Zygnematophyceae; Desmidiales; Closteriaceae
Source: the annotation of a GenBank genome assembly